UUGACAGCGUGCGGUUCGGUUGGGACGUCGGAUUACUUUGCUUUUGCUCCUUUACCAACAAAAGAGGCGCCAAGCCAAUCAAUUGACAAAUAUUCUACCAACUCAGUGGGCACAAAAGAGGCAGUGUUGUGCGAAGAUUGUCACAGCUGUGUCUAUACUUCUGGUGACUCAAGAAGAGCGUGAAGAAAGCAAACAUUUAGUGCCUCCGAUCUCUCGAAUCGAUCGCGCCGGAAGAGCGAGUGGCCGGCUGCUCCCUUCAGUCUCUCUUGUCGCUCACAAACACCCCUUGCCGUUGGGUUUCUGGUGUCGCGUGUGCCGCCAGCCACAAACUACAAGCUACAAUCGGCAGAAUACCAUAUAUACCAUAUAUACGAGUUGCACGCUACACCCCGCCACCAGGUGUGCGCCUUGGACUUGGCCGAUUCUUUGGGUUCUUGCUUGGCACGGCGGCCCUUGUUUCGGUUUUUGUUUUGUUUUGCUGCAUCCAUUCGUCGUCGAAGAUUCCUUUCACAACGUUGCACCCCAGCUGUCGUCCCGAAAUCCGCCAAAUGACGCCCGUCCGCAGUUGAUUGGAAAUCACUGUGCCACAUAGAUUGUCCCCUGGAAUUUUUAGCAAAACUCGCCAACAUGUCCGCAAUUAGCAGUCGCAACCAGAAAAUGGAACAACAGCGCCAGCUGAUGGAGGCCUACAUCCGCCAGAAACGCGCCUCGCCGGGCAUGGUCCAGGCCAGUGAUCUCCAGAUCAACCGCCCAAUGUCCGGGAUGCGCAGCAACAGCCGCGAGCUCCACGCCUACGACGGACCCAUGCAGUUCAUCAGCUCGCCCCAGAAUCCGGACCAGAUACUGGCCAACGGAAGUUCCGGGGGCGGGGCUCCAGUUGCCAUGAACACGAGUCGCAACCACUCGAACAACAUGCGCAGCCUGAGCACCAUUAACCAGGAGGCUGAUCUCAUCGAGGAGAUAUCGUCACACGAGCUGGAGGACGACGAGAGUAGUCCGGUGACUGUGAUCGAGCAGCAGCAGCAGACCGCCCCGCACAGCGCCAACUCGACUCAAUCACAGCGACCGCGUGCCCGCCAGCACUCCUUCAGCGACACCCUCGACGAGGACGACUAUACCAAUCGCAAUGUGGCGGGUGCGGCGCCUGUACGUCCCGCCGGCCUGGCCUCGUCACCCUUCAAGGAUGCCACGACGAUGGACGGCAGCAGCAAUGGAACGGGUAACGGAGCCGGUGGGGAGUCCGAGGGUGAUGUCAUUGGCAACAUUGACCAGUUCGUGAUGCAGCCAGCUCCGCAGGGUGUCCUCUACAAGUGUCGCAUCACACGCGACCGCAAAGGCAUGGACCGGGGCCUCUUUCCCAUCUACUACCUGCAUCUGGAGCGGGACUACGGCAAGAAGAUAUUCCUGCUUGGAGGUCGGAAACGCAAGAAGAGCAAGACUUCGAACUACAUAGUCAGCUGCGAUCCCACGGACCUGUCCCGCAAUGCCGAUGGCUUCUGUGGCAAGCUACGCUCCAAUGUCUUUGGCACCUCCUUCACUGUCUUUGACAAUGGCAACAAGGAGAGCUCGGAAAGUCCUAGACUGGACCUGGCGGUCAUUAUUUAUGACACUAAUAUUCUGGGCUUCAAGGGACCCCGCAACAUGACUGUGAUACUGCCUGGCAUGACUGAGGACGAUCAGCGGGUCAAGAUCAGUUCGGCGGAUCCCAAGCAACAGGGCAUUCUCGACCUGUGGAAGAUGAAGAACAUGGACAACAUUGUGGAGCUGCACAACAAGACGCCGGUGUGGAACGACGAGACCCAGUCCUAUGUACUGAACUUUCACGGACGCGUCACCCAGGCAUCGGUGAAAAACUUUCAGCUGGUCCACGACUCCGAUCCCGAGUACAUAGUCAUGCAGUUCGGUCGCACCUCGGAGGACGUGUUCACCAUGGACUUUCGCUAUCCCCUGUGUGCGAUGCAGGCCUUUGCCAUAGCGCUGAGCAGUUUCGACGGCAAAAUAGCCUGUGAGUGAGCCUGCUCCUGCCUGGAGUAUCGGGUCACCCGCUGCCUUAUGUACAGCUAUCUGGAGGCAUAGUUUGGAAAAAGUCUUGGAAAUCUAGUCACUCGCAGAACACUGAAUCGGUUGAGGUAUAAGUAGAUACUAUUGAGGUAGCCCCCAUUACGUAUGACAUUUAUUCAGAAUGUGCUCACCGAUUUUAUAAGAAAUUAUUUUCUAAAUCUUAAUGUGCCCCCCUCUAGCGAUAAGUUCACGAAUCGCGGUAAACGUCAUCAAAAGAAAUAUCAAUUUUAUAGUCUGCAUAUAGCAACAACUGGAGAACGAAUAUAUUAUGUAAACUAUAUCAAAUGCGAUUACUAUUAGUCGUUAAAAGAGAGCGUGCCGAGCUCUUAUCGAUCAAAGAUUUAUUUUUCAUUGUAAGAGAAAGCUUAGAUUCGUCUAUUUACGUAUUUAAGAGUCAAUAUCACACAAAUGCAAACGGAAGAUAAUAAUAAACAGAGUACGAUCGUC
This is a messenger RNA of Drosophila kikkawai, 2508 nucleotides long. RefSeq names its product Tub domain-containing protein ktub (gene ktub). Gene Ontology annotation, biological process: protein localization to cilium. The record is from RefSeq and is a predicted model, not a curated record. Lineage: Eukaryota; Metazoa; Arthropoda; Insecta; Diptera; Drosophilidae. Gene Ontology annotation, cellular component: cilium.